CGGGGAGGGGUGGGAUCAGCGCUGAGACGGACGAACCCUAGUCGUACUUUGUUUUCUCUUGUUGCCUCACUACCAGUCCCCGCCCUCCAGCUGCGUGGGAAAGCCGCGCGUGAACCGCGGCCCCGCCCGCCCGUGAGAACCUCGGGGGAAAGGAAGUGCGUGUUUGCCAGAGUUCCUGUUUCAGAGCGGGAGGCCGAUUAAACCGUUGAACGGUUUUGUCGUUCCCGACUGCCUUCCUUUUUCCCCCGCCCCCAGGCAGAGCAUGGGCUCAGAAGGCAGGGAUUCGCCUCGUCCUGAGCCUGCAGCUGGGGCUGGCUGUCAACUUGGGCCGAGGCAGCCCGGGCUGGAGGGGGCUUCGCGGGGAAGCCGGCGCCUGAUGUCUCAGUUCACCAUGCCCUCCACAUCUGACGUGUUGAGUCAAGAUGAACUGCGAAAAAAGCUAUACCAGACGUUUAAGGAUCGGGGUAUACUGGACACGCUCAAGACACAACUCCGGAAGCAGCUGAUUCACGAAUUGAUGCAUCCUGUCGUGAACGGAGAGGUGCAGCCCCAGUCCGUUCCAGUGGAAGGGAGUGCCCUCCUGAUAGGCACCUCUAACUCUCUGGUGGCAGAUCACUUGAAGAGAUGUGGCUAUGAGUAUUCGCUUUCUGUUUUCUUUCCGGAAACUGGUGUGGCCAAAGAAAAGGUAUUUACUAUGCAAGAUCUAUUAGAACUCCUCAAAAUCAACCCUGAAUCCGGUCUCUACAAAUCACUGAUGUCAGGAUUUGAUAACAAAAACAAAAAAGGUUUUCUCAUGGAGUUUUUAAAAGAAGUGGCAGAGUAUCAUCAGUCCAGAGCGAGCUGUGAUGUGGGAACUCAGACAAGUUCCACAUUGCCUGGCCAAGACUCACUUGUGGAGAAGCUUCAGCUUAUUGAUGAUCAGUUUGCAGGUGCUUAUGCUCAGCGUCCAAAGUUAGAAUCCUUAGAAGUAAAGUUAAAUGAAUAUAAAAGAGAAAUAGAACAGCAGCUUCGGGCAGAAAUGUGUCAAAAGUUAAAGUAUUUUAAAGAUACUGAAGUAGCAAAAGUUAAGAUGGAAGAGAAAAGAAAGUCUGAGAGGGAAUUGGCUGAGUUCCGGAACGAAUUGGAGAGAGCUUGUCGAGCAAAAUCUGACGCCCUUAUUUCUCGGGAGAAGUUGGCUUUUGAGAGAAUUCAGAAGCACCAAGAGAUUGAAACCAAGGAGAUUUAUGCUCAGAGACAACUUCUCCUCAAAGAUAUAGACAUGCUAAGAGGCAGAGAAGCAGAGCUGAAACAAAGAAUGGAAGCUUUUGAAUUGGCUCAGCGGCUACAAGAAGAAAAAAAUAAAAGAGCAACCGACGCACUUAGGAAACGGGAGCUGAAUGUCCAGAAUAUUGAGAAGACCUAUGACCAGAAGCUCAAGAAUGAGCUGCUCAAGUAUCAACUUGAACUCCAGGACAACUAUAUCGCUAGAACUCACAGGCUAAUAGAAGAUGAAAGGAAGAAUAAAGAAAAAGCUAUACAUUUGCAAGAGGAGCUCACAGCUAUUAAUGCGAAAAAGGAAGAAUUUGGUCAUUCUGUAAAACGUGUCAAAGAGCUCGAGCUUGAGUUAGAGUCGGUCAGAACCCAGUCUUUGGCGAUAAGCAAGCAAAACCACCUGCUGAGAGAGAAGGUGAAAGAAAUGAGUGACUAUUCGCUACUGAAACAAGGGAAACAGGAGCUUCAGGCGCAAAAUAAAUUACUUAAGCAACAGCUGGAAGAGACCAGAAGUGAGAACUUGCGUCUUGUAAACCACCUGGCUCAGCCUUCUCCAGAGCUGGUGGCUUUUCAGAAAGAACUAAAGAAAGCAGAGAACGCUAUCGUGUGUGAGCAUAAGGAGUUCGAGAUUCACAGGCAGAACCUGCAGAAGCAGCUGCAAAGUGAAAUUGAACGUUCUGCACAGCUGAAGGCCCAGAUCCUCGAUUACGAAGAUUGCAUAAAGAAGUUAACGAGACAGGUGGCCGAUUUGAAAUUGCAACUGACACAAACCCAGACGGCCCUAGAGAACGAGGUGUACCGCAACCCAAAGAAUUCUCUGCUCAAUCGGCCCAUCAGCGGAUUAAUGGGUGGCAAUGCGGUGGUACCUCACAAUGGUGACCUGAACGGGGAUUUCUUGAAAGAUGCUUUCGGACUGGAAAGGCUGAUGGCAGGCAUGCUUCUGUCAAGGAUCGCAAGUGACCCAAGUGCGAGCACCGGGAGUAGUUCCCCUGAUUCUGACCUGGAGUUUGUAGCCAAGACCAAGGCAAGGGUGAAAGAGCUAGAGCAAGAGGCCGAACGUUUGGAGAAAGCUUUCCGUACUUACCAUCCAAGAGUUCAUCCACGCCCCACGGGAAGGUCUUCAGCCAAGAGCCCGCCACCCCUGCAUGCGACAGGAACGCUCAAAAAGACCACUUCCGGUUUCCCUGGAAGACGUACUUCCGCAGAGGACUCGGCUGUCCCUGAGCAGCCUCUGGCAGGCACACCCGAGGAGGACAGGAGCAGCGCUUCGGCUUCUGAGGCGCGGCCGUGCAAGGGCACGCCCUCCAGACGCCUCUCCUCCACUCCCCUGCCCAAGGCCAAAAGGAGCCUCCUUGCUAAAGUGUAUCUGGAAGGUGGGGACAGAUCCGGUGCUGCUGGCUGCAGUCCUGGUCCUGAGACAACGCCCCAGCCAUCCCCCUCUGAGUCCGGGCACAGCCCUUCCCUCCACCUGCUGCCCAGCCCUCCGGAGCAGGCCAGUCUUCAUCAAAGACAGACAGAACUUGAAGAACAAGGAGAACUUUCAGAUCCAGACAAGCUACCUUUUAAGGACAAUGAGGAAUUUGGAUCAUCUUUUGAAUAUGCAGGGAGCACACCGAGGCAGUUUGAGGUGGACGGCCUCCAUCCUGCUGGCGACGUGCCUCAUGUGGGUGCUGCCGCCGCCACGGUGUCUGCCGGACCUCUCGCUUGUUGCCACCCCGGUGUAGAUAAGAAACCAAUGGGAGAACAGAAGGAAGAAGAAAAAAUAUGGGAACAGCACACGACAGAACAAAAGCAAAGAGAAGAAAUAAGGAAGAGUGAACUGCAAGAAGCUUUAGAAAGGGAACGAAGAGAACUAGAGAAGCUGGAUCAAGAGCGGAGGAUGAUUGAAGAAUCAUUGAAGAUUGAAAUGGAAAAAGAAAUGGAAAUGACUGUUGAAGAAACGAAAGACCAGCCUGUCUGUGGUGAAAAUCCUUUAGAGAAGUACAUGAGAAUUCUUCAGCAAAAUCAAGACCAGGAGUCUGUAGAUAAGAGUUCAAAGGUGGUCAGAGAAGGCUCCCAAGUGGAAACACUGCCAUCUAGCAACAAAGACGAAAGUUUCACAGGCUUUUCUCCCGAAGGGCCAGAUGACUUCUGGUAACCAUGUUUGCUGCUGAGUGCCUUACCCAUGUAAUGUGACUUGAGGCCUAUUGAUUUUCUGUAACAACACAAAAUCCUCAAUAAAAAUUGUACGUGAAAUCCCA
Messenger RNA from Prionailurus viverrinus (fishing cat), 3491 nucleotides. RefSeq names its product OFD1 centriole and centriolar satellite protein (gene OFD1). Gene Ontology annotation, molecular function: protein binding. Lineage: Eukaryota; Metazoa; Chordata; Mammalia; Carnivora; Felidae. The transcript has 23 exons. The coding region runs from base 263 to 3388 and encodes 1041 amino acids. Gene Ontology annotation, cellular component: ciliary basal body; centrosome. The record is from RefSeq and is a predicted model, not a curated record. Gene Ontology annotation, biological process: epithelial cilium movement involved in determination of left/right asymmetry.